UGGGAUUACAGGCGUGUGCCACCAUGCCUGGUAUAUUCUUCCAUUUAUAUAAAACUCUAGAAAAUGCAGAUGGACUGGUAGCGGCAGAAAGCAGGUUGGUGUUGCUUGGGGAAGGAGGGAGGGCAGAAGGAAGGGUUUGCAAAGGGGCGGGAGAUGGCUUGGGAGCGAUGCUGUGUCCACUCCUGAUUGUGGUGAUGGCUUCUCCAGAGCACACAGUCCUGACCCGGGGUGUAGACCCCGUGGGGUGGUCACGAGGAGGCAGGAGGGCUGGGAACUGGAGGCCAGCACAGCGUAGGACUUGGCUCAAUGCCCAGGAUGUGAUGCUCUGUGUUUUCCAGGACAGAGGUCUCGCUGAUGGCCCCACUGCCGGGGGCAGAGCUGGUCCAGAGGCCGCUGCAGCUCUACAGAUACUUGCUGCGCUGUUGCCGGCAGCUGCCGACCCGGGGCAUCCAGGAGCACUACAGACAUGCUGUCCGGCAGAGUUUCCGGGUUCAUUCAGAUGAAGACAACCCUGAGAGAAUCCAGCAGAUUAUUAAAAGAGCUAUUGAAGAUGCCGACUGGGUCAUGAACAAAUAUAAAAAACAAAACUGAGAACCCAGAGCCCAGAGGAAGAGUCGCGUUAGAGACAUCUGGGGCUUCUUUUUUUCUUCUGGAACUAAGCAGCAGCGCCAGAAGAAGUUUUGGAAUAUUCUUUGGCCUCGCUGGCCGAGAGAGCAAGAAAACGGAGGCAGGAGAAGCCGACCUUUGUUCCGCCAGCUCUUCUCGCCGCAGCCAUGUUCCUAGCAUCCUUUCUGUUCGCUCUGCCGGCCACUGCUGAUGGACAAGUUGGGGACAAUAUGGUGUACUUUUGUUGUUUCUCUCUGUUUUUCGUUUUUGUGUUUUUGUUUUUCUACAUUGCUCUGAAGCUGAUCCACUUAUUCUGGAGGUCUCUUUACCAGUCUUUGAGCCCCAGAGAAGAUGUCCUCCCCAUAGGCGGUUACCCGUACGGAGGGAAGAGAGUGGGCUUUAAGGCUAGGCACCUCUGGCUUUGAGUCCCAGCUUUAUGACUUCCCUAGGGCAUUGCCUUUGAGCUCAGUGUCCUCCUUGGCGAGGAUGAAGUGAAGUGAAGUUGGAGUGCCUCACCCAGGAUGGGGCACACACCGGUCAGCACCCCUCCGAGGAAGCCGUCCUGGUGAUCAGCUCCUGCUCCCACAGUGCUCUGGGCAUCUCUGCCGUAGUUGUGGUGUCAGCCUCUGUGAUUUGUUUGUGAGCUCGUCCUGUCCCGGCUUGGAACCCCAGGUCCCUCCCAGCUGUGCCAUGCCCAGCAGUCUCACGGAGCUGCUCCUCCUGAGCCCUGUCCCUCUGCGCUCAGGAAGUAGAAGCCCUGGUCCCUGUCUCCAAGGAGUUGCCAGUAUCUUUGAGGCAGUGAAGUGCACAUUACCUGAAACUAGGAAGAAUAUCCAAGCAGCUGUGACAGAUGCCGGCGCGUCCAGGCUUCUGGGAGCCUGUGAUCAGCCUUCGCCGGCCCUUCCCUGCUUUGGCUGUCACGGCAGGGUGGACGGCAGGGAGGGAGGGGAUGGGUCCAGGGCGGGUGGCGAGAGCUGGCAGAGCAGCCAGAAGAUGCAGAGAAGCCACACAGAGGCCUGAGUAUUCCCCGGGGGCGCUCAGCCAGAGGCGCGAGCUGGCGUGUGUUGGUGUCCGUGCAAUUCUGUAACUCACGCUGUCAUCCGUAUGUGCCGAUUACCGCGCAGUGCUGAUUAACAAAUAGUGAAGUAAAUGUAUUGAUUUGUGAAA
Messenger RNA from Chinchilla lanigera (long-tailed chinchilla), 1773 nucleotides. RefSeq names its product LYR motif containing 9 (gene Lyrm9). The transcript has 3 exons. The coding region runs from base 355 to 591 and encodes 78 amino acids. The record is from RefSeq and is a predicted model, not a curated record. Lineage: Eukaryota; Metazoa; Chordata; Mammalia; Rodentia; Chinchillidae.